Molecule: messenger RNA, 1869 nt
Organism: Symbiodinium necroappetens
Lineage: Eukaryota; Dinophyceae; Suessiales; Symbiodiniaceae
Source: the annotation of a GenBank genome assembly
AUGUUGCGAUUAGUUUUAACAGAGUUUACGUUAGAUGCUAAGGCCCUCCGAUUCUUCCUGCGCCGCUGCCCUUCUCUCCGAUCUGCGGAAGUGACAGAACCGGGGCUGGUGAGUGGAGCCUGCUCAGGCUUGGCAUCUUGUUCAAAGCUCCGUGCCCUGAAGUUGAGCUUGUCCCUGGUACCGAACAUCGUGAACCUGGGACAGGUGUUGAAAUCCUGCAAGCAACUCAGGGUCUUAGUGCUAACGAGCACCUCGGAGUACCAAGUGUCACUGCAAUACCUGACGGAGGAGCUUCCCCGUUCCUGCGGCAUACGGGAGCUCUCUUUCCGACGCUGCUCUGCCACAUGGAAAGACUUGGAGGUGCUGUGCAAGGCAUGCCCCCGGCUUCAAGAGUUGCGUUUGCCCAAGGGAUACAUCGAUGCCGGGGGCCCGCUAAGCCCUCCGCCGCUAGUGCCUUUGGGCCGUUUGAAGCAGUUGCGGGCUGUGGACCUUCGCGGCCAUAGCCGGGCUCAGAAAGCCAAGUGUUGGCUGACUGAUGAUAUGCAUGCAAUGGAUCUGUGCGCCGUUGUGAUUUUCGUGUUCCCGCUUGUGGCAACGUCGCGCGCCGGCUCUUCAUCGGACCAGCUGUUGUUUAUGAUGACUUCGGUCUAUGUAACAGUACAAAUUCCGACUGCUUGCAUGGCCUCCAAUAUCUGGUGGGUUAUCAUCGCCAACCUGGGCAUGGUAGUUGGCUUACUAUUGAGAGCUCCAUAUAGUGACAGCUUCGACCCUGGGCAGUGCCUCCAUGAAUCCACGAUGACUCUGGUUUGGCUGGAGAUUUGCUUCGGCGUCAGCUGUGUAAUCAUAGCCAGGGGAACCCAGGCCUUUCUGAAGAUGAAUGAGCGGCAGCGGAUUCGCUACAAACGAGCAACUACGGAGCUUGAUGCUGCCACGUCCCUGUUACAACUGACUUGCGAUGCAGUUGUUGAGCUCGACGAGGACCUGUGUCUCAAGGACCAUUCCAAGGAGUUGGCGGGGAUUUUGCUGAGAAAGCCGGAUUCCUCGCUGGCAGGCCGCAGCUUUAUGGAGUUUGUCGCCAGCUCUCCCGAAAAGGUUAGCGUGCGUCAGAAGCUCUCGGAUUCAGCAUGUGGCGCAGAGCGUGUCAACGAAUCUUUCGCAAAUGCGUUUCAUACCCGUUUGGUGGACAGUUGCUGCAGCAAGUUUCGCACAGAGGUGUUCCAUGUGAGCUUUCGACGGGAGGAUGGCGAGCAGUGUCAUCUGGUUGGAUUGCGAGAUUUCACAGACCAGGAGUCCUUGGCAAGGGCUCAUGCAAACCGUGACGGGGACGCCAGAAAGCGACAUGGGCGCUUUACCUCUGUGGAUGUACGCCCGCAGUCUCCGAGGAGCUCCGAUCCCAAUGAGGUCUCAAGGAGUCAUACAAUUUCUAUGAUCUUUGACAUGGACAGCCAAAUGGUGGAUGCGGCUUCACCUCCGGUAUGUAGCCUCAUCGGCCUGAGUUUGCCGGAGCUGUUUCCAGAUUCGGGCCACGAGGUAUUUCAGACCGUCUGGUCCAGCGUGGCACCGUACCUCCAAACGGAAGGAAUGGAAGCAGUCGCACACGUGUUACAUCGCUUCGAUGGAUUGCUGGUACGAUGGGGUCCUUCAUUAAAUGAACACAUCGACGGCACGGUGGAGUUGAUUCAAUUGCAGAGGGGUGGCUCCUGCGACUACCGCUUGCUACUCAAAUGUCGUGGAAGCCCUGUGGGUCUCUCAUCAACUUUACCUUCAAACCCGGGACAGAGCAUUGGCGUUCUGCCCGGCACACCUUUGUUUGAGCGCGGCUCCUUUUUGAACGCUUCAUGCGAGAACUCUGGUGGUGCAAGAACCUAA